This is a messenger RNA of Neodiprion fabricii, 1171 nucleotides long. Its product is annotated as tropomyosin-like. NCBI's taxonomy places the organism in Eukaryota, Metazoa, Arthropoda, Insecta, Hymenoptera, Diprionidae. The record is from RefSeq and is a predicted model, not a curated record. The transcript has 4 exons. Bases 123 to 824 code for a protein of 233 amino acids.
CGCAUAUCUGCAAAGAGACUGUGUCGGUGUUCAACGUUUAACGAUCAGUUUUUAGAAAAAAUACGGCAUUACAUUUCUCAUCAACUUACCGGGAAUUAUGAAGAGACCAAAACAUCGGUUUGAUGAGGUUUUCUAACAUGAAGAUACUGUCGAUGGUGUUGAUAUGGAUGCUCAUCUUCGGUCAUUCAGACGGGAGAAGAUGGAGGAGAUUAAAACGUACGGAGCAGUUCGGAGUUAACGCUUCAAAGAAGACAAACAAGGCGACGAACAUCGCUCAGAAGGCUGCCCAGGAAGCGAAGGCAGCUUCCGACGCUCAGAACAUAGCCGGAGCCCAAGCUGCUCAUCAAGUCAAGUCUCAGCUCGCCGAAAAAGCCAUAGAAGCUGCUAAGGCCGCGGAAGCUGCGUUGGCUGGUAAAGAAGCGGUCGUCGAUCAGCUCCAGGAGGAAUUCAAGGAGGCUGAAGCCGUCGUCCAGGAGGAAAGCUCGUCCCUGGAACAGACACAGUCGAACGUUAAUUCUGCUCUUCGAGCCGCUCAAGAAGUUCAACAGGAGCUAAAAACGUUGCGACAGGCGGUUCAAACGGCGAACGCAAAUUUGGGGAACGCCGAGGCGGCAGCUCAGGGUGCGCAGCAGGAAUUAAGCGAAAAGCAGCAGCUGGUUGAGGCGGCUAGACACAGGGUCGAUGAGCUUGGAAAGCAGCUGCAGUCGGCGAAGGUGGAUUUGACGAACACGAAGCAGGCGGCUUACAGAGCCAGCGCAGCAGCUCAUUCGGCGAAACUGAAUGCGAACAGGAACAAACGAGGACAAGUUGCAAUUUUGGGGUGAAAUGGCUGGGGUUUAAAUAUUUUCCUCGUCCUUUUCCUUCGUCAACUUUUUCUUUUUUCUCAUCAUCCUUCCACGGUCAUUUGUAUCGGCGGUUGGUUUUUGACAACUGACAAAGUUCUGCUUUACUUACCGUUGGGAACGCGACUUAUCCAGACGCCUUUCACUCCUUUGGUACCGCAGAAGAUAUUUACUACUCAGCUAUGUGGCAAAAGAAUAGGAAUAAAAUAAUAACCCAAGGUGUAAAAUAAAUGUGAGUGAAAAUUUAUAACCGUAUUGGAGAACUGAUGUAAAGUCAACUUCCGAUCAAAUAUUUUUACCUGUGUAUUGUCUUUAUCAAUAAACUUGUU